Scomber scombrus (Atlantic mackerel) is the source of this 1646-nucleotide messenger RNA. RefSeq names its product meteorin-like protein. Lineage: Eukaryota; Metazoa; Chordata; Actinopteri; Scombriformes; Scombridae. Gene Ontology annotation, biological process: positive regulation of brown fat cell differentiation; energy homeostasis. The record is from RefSeq and is a predicted model, not a curated record. The coding region runs from base 192 to 1073 and encodes 293 amino acids. The transcript is spliced from 5 exons. Gene Ontology annotation, molecular function: hormone activity.
CUUACCAAACCCCCUGUCAAAAUGUUUUUGUGUCCCAGAGGCAGCGACAGACGCAGCUUUUGCCUCUGCUAAGCCUGCCAUGUAGCCUGCAGGCGCUGGACGGAGCAAUACGGGAUAUUUCUCUGGAUCUUGCGGUUUAGGAGCUAGUGUGGUUUGCGGGAUCCGGUGACCGCAGGGGCGGACUGGACAGCAUGCUCCGGCCGUGGGCUGUGCAGUGGAUCACGGCUGUGCUCCUCUGUCGGGCGGCGGCACAGUACUCCAGUGACCAGUGUAGCUGGCGAGGAAGUGGUCUGAGCCAUGAGUCCCAUCGCCGAGACGUGGAGCAGGUCUACCUACGUUGUUCCCAGGGCUCUCUGAAGUGGCUCUACCCCACAGGGGCCAUCAUUAUCAACCUACGUCCAAACACAGAACCUUCAUCAGGACACAUGGCAGGUCUCCAUGUGUGCAUCAAACCCCAUACUUACUCCCAGGGUUCUCAUGUGUAUCUGGAGCGAGCUGGAGAUCUGAGGCUUCUGCUGGCAGAGGAGGAGCAGGCUCAGGGCAGAGUGCACUGUUUCAGCCUGGCAGAGGGGGCUCUGUUUGUGGAGGCCGUCCCACAGAAGGACAUCAGCCGGAGGAUCACCGCCUUCCAAUAUGAGCUUGUGCCCAGCCAGGGGCCAGGGGCACAUAUGUACCCAUACCUGCACCCUGGUUUAGACACCUGUGAACCCUGUUCAGAUGAAGAGGUCCUCAUGGCUGUGUGCACCAGUGACUUUGCGGGCAGAGGCAUCUUUCAAAGAGUAGUGUUGAAUGUGAACGACCGCUCCCAGGUUGUGGUGACUCUGAGCAGGCUGUUCCACCAGAAGAGCAGGAUGUUUGCUUGGGGUGGAGUCAGAGGGCGGAGCUGGAGUGGACGGGUCAAUAUUCCCGCACAGUGUGGUGUACAUCCAGGAGAGGAUGAGUACCUUUUGACUGGCUAUGUCCAUUUUGGUGAAGCCUGGCUUGGCUGCACACCUCGCUACAAGGACUUCCUGAAGCUGUACAUGAAAGCACAGAGAAUGGGAACAAACCCCUGUCAAAUAGACACAGACUGACAGAACUCCUCAUGGUUCUGGGUAAAAAAGGUGAAGCAUUAUCAAAAAGUCAGCGAGGAAGACACAAAGAAGAACAGGCUGAAAUUUGGAAGAUGGAGCUACAUUAUUUUGAGCCCAUCAUAGAGAUAAGCAGCGUUCCGGAUCCCUGGCCAUCAUUACAGGCUACUUCUGCACACUCUUUUGAAUGCUGUGCAACUUUUUGCUGCCCGGCAGCAGAAAUAACAGUUCGAACAAUUUAGUAGCCAACGUGCUUCCUAAACUGUUAUGUUUAGAAGUACCCAUUUGACUGUACUUGUAUACUGUGUGUGUAAAUUUGUUUGUGCAUGAAUGAGACAGCAAAUGAAUGAAAGAUGAGCUUAAAUUAAUUUUGUGCCUGACUGGUUGAAGGUUUUAUUCUCAUGAUGAUACUGCUUGCGUGGUCAUUCUUGAAAUGAAAGUUUGCUUUGUAAAAAGCUUUCUGUAAAAUUUAGGAGUCUUCUGACAGAAGUGUACAGUAUGCAGCUCUGUGAGUCUUUAUGUACUAAAGUGUGCGUGUUUUGCUAAUGAGUUCAAAAGGUCUUUAUAUUUACAGAA